UCUCUACCCAGCUGUAUCUAAAUCCACUUUGCUCCACCCUUUAGCAGCACAUGUUAAUCAAGGACAGGAUAGGGAGUCCCAAUCCAAGAACCCACUCCCUUCCUGGAGCUCUGUGGGGGCUCAGCAAGAGUUAUGUCUGGUAACUAUGUCUUUUCUACGUUGCUGUGAGCUGGACAAAAAGAGAAAACUUUCCUCUGUCAACUUUUCAGCUUGUCUUGAUACUGUAUAUGGUGCAAGAACAACUGCAUGUAGCAGCCUUCAGUGAGGGACUUUGGACCUCUGCUCAAGCUUUCCUGGAGGAAUAUACAGUAUUUCAGGCUGCAGGAAAAUGUACUGGCGAAAACAUAUUAGAAGUCUUUUCAUUGUGACUCUGAUCUGGCAGGCCAUUCAUUUAGGAAAAGGCCGUGAAAAAGAAGAACAUGAAAAAAAUGUGAAAAAUAUCAGCACCACAGCACAAAAGCAACAGCCUAAGAAUUCAUUGACAAUUAUAGAUGCUUUCAGUGACAUGAAUCAGAGUUACCAAAGCAGAAAGCAACAAGGUUCCAGGGAAUUUGUACCUUUCACUGGGAUUACAGAGAGUAAAAAUCUGAACAGGAACUGCUGCCAAAAUGGAGGGACCUGCAUCCUAGGGGCUUUCUGUGCAUGCCCAAAGCAUUUUAGUGGCCGACACUGUGAACUAAGAAAGUGCGGCAGCAUUGCCCAUGGCGACUGGGUGAUGAAGGGCUGCUGGCUGUGUCGGUGUCUCUAUGGCACUCUGAAGUGCCUCUCUCAAAACUUGCAAGACAACUGUGGUAAGGAACUGAGAAGGGAAGAGGAAAUUAUCAGACUGUAUUCUAAUGGCCCAAGAUUACAGCAAACAAUGUCUGCACUGAUUUGCCUUCUCACCUUCCUCCUGGAGCUCUGCGGCUGGCAGCUGUGAAGCUGAACAGAAAGAUUAUAUCAGGGUUCCUGUAGCCUUUAACAUGAGUUGAACAACUCCUUCUUUAUUAAACUGCGGAAGACACUUAUACUUACAUAUCUAAAGCAUAUUAUGAGGUGUUAGGUAAUGAUGAAAUGCUUGGUUUAUUAUAAAUACAGAUUAUAUAAACGUGAAGUAUUUAUUAUUUUAUUAUUAUUAUAUUGCUACUACCAGUGUCUAUUUCCAACAGUUCUUUAGUUUUAAAAUACUGUUCUUUCAGUGGAAGAAAAUAACUAAAAAAUAACUAAAAAUAACUAAAACUAAAAAUGAAUUAUCUGGACUAGUAUUAAAUGGGGAGGUUGGUGGCCCUGCAUGUGGCAGGGAGGUUGGAGAUUCAUGAUCCUUGAGGUCCCUUCCAACCCUGGCCAUUCUGUGUGAUUCUGUGAUCUCCAUGCCUCAAGUAUAGUAAAUUACUUCAAUUUCGUUUGUAUCCUAUACAACUGCUUUAAAUAAAUAACAGUGGUUUUAUUGUCCCUGAAGAGCUUUACUGUUUGGUUUUAUUUAAUAUGAAAAUUUUGACUACCAUCUGGUUACCCUAUUGUAUUCAGUAACAAAAUGGUAACAAAAGGGCAGGUAGCAUGAACAGCCUGAAACUUAGAAAGAUAAGGAGGAUUUUAACAGGAUUUCAAACACUAUUGUUAUGGAAGAACUAGAAGUUAGAAAGCUUUUCAGUUCUUGUUGUUAUUCAUUGUAGUUAAAAUUGUAACUAUGCAUAAUAUUAGGCAGGAAGUAAAUGUUUCUGAGGAACACAGAGCUGAUAAUCAUUUGUCCUUUGAGAGUUUAUUUUGUUUUGCAUCCUAAAAAUAAAAGCCCUUUUGUUUAUAAAAGGGCAGUGAAGGGCAACCUCUUUAAUAUUUUUCAUUAGGAAAUAUGUCCUGAACUAUAUAUUAUUUAAAUAUGACUAUCUCUAGGCUGUGAAAUAAAAUCUAAAAAAAGAAAAAUAUUUGGAAAACGUAACUGCAUUUCUGAUGCAAGUUUAUAAGACAUCAAAUACAUGCUUAUUUAAAAGAAAGAAAAAAAAAAAAAGAAAGAAAAAA
Molecule: messenger RNA, 1995 nt
Organism: Lagopus muta (rock ptarmigan)
Lineage: Eukaryota; Metazoa; Chordata; Aves; Galliformes; Phasianidae
Product: cryptic protein
Exons: 6
Coding region: 329-919 (196 amino acids)
Source: RefSeq, a predicted model, not a curated record